UGCUCUUCUCGGCUUGUACUUCCAGUGUUCUGAUUGGCUGUGUCUCAGCCCACACACCCCUCUUACCAACGCUGUCUGACCUGGAACCAGAAACAGGCAUUCUCGGCUGUUUGGAGUGUCGGUUGUGAUCAGAUUUAAAAGUUUUUUCAGUGGUAAUCCCUCCGUCAAACUAAUGGCUGUGGAAUCAAGAGUCACCCAAGAAGAAAUUAAAAAGGAACCAGAAAAUACAAUCGACAGAGAAAAGACUUGUCCUCUGUUGUUGCGAGUGUUUACCACGAACACUGGCAGACAUCACAGAUGGGACGAGUUUGCCAGGGGGAACGUCCCGUCCAGCGAGCUCCAGAUCUACACCUGGAUGGAUGCUACCCUGAAGGAACUGACCAGCCUCGUGAAAGAGGUCUACCCAGACGCUCGAAAGAAGGGUACCAAUCUUGGGUUUGCCAUAGUCUAUCCUGACCCAAAAAGGCAAGGCUACAGGGUGAAAGAAAUUGGCAGCACGGUGUCGGGCCGGAAAGGAACAGACGAUCUAAUGACGCUGCAAUCCCAGAGCUUUAAGAUCGGAGACUACCUGGACGUCACCAUAACGCCACCCAACAGAGGGCCUCCCUUCCCUGGCCGUAUGAGGCCCUACUGACAGCCUUUACCCCCACAAACACAAACACACACACACACACACACACACACACACACACACACACACACACACACACACACACACACACACACACACACACACACACGAUGCUCAGAUAUUUUACUUUUUAUAUUUGUGUGCCAGAACUCAUUUUCUGCCAACUCGGACAGAAAAACUACUUUACAUUAAAGUUUUUGUUUUUA
Messenger RNA from Conger conger (European conger), 837 nucleotides. It is a transcript of the gene sap18, whose product is annotated as Sin3A-associated protein. Gene Ontology annotation, molecular function: transcription factor binding; transcription corepressor activity. Gene Ontology annotation, cellular component: nucleus. NCBI's taxonomy places the organism in Eukaryota, Metazoa, Chordata, Actinopteri, Anguilliformes, Congridae. The transcript is spliced from 4 exons. Gene Ontology annotation, biological process: negative regulation of DNA-templated transcription. The record is from RefSeq and is a predicted model, not a curated record. Bases 173 to 634 code for a protein of 153 amino acids.